Megalobrama amblycephala (Wuchang bream) is the source of this 3747-nucleotide messenger RNA. RefSeq names its product polymeric immunoglobulin receptor-like. Gene Ontology annotation, biological process: T cell costimulation; immune response; cell surface receptor signaling pathway. The transcript is spliced from 16 exons. The record is from RefSeq and is a predicted model, not a curated record. The coding region runs from base 345 to 2816 and encodes 823 amino acids. NCBI's taxonomy places the organism in Eukaryota, Metazoa, Chordata, Actinopteri, Cypriniformes, Xenocyprididae. Gene Ontology annotation, cellular component: external side of plasma membrane.
CUACAGCAAAAUAUAUAAACAACAAGAGGUGCUUUUGCUGCGUCUGUUAAACACGCAAUCAUUUAUUGGCAUUUCUUCCUUUUUGUGUGUAAUGUAGGAAAGUUGUUGUUAUUCAAGUAUAUAUCAACAGUAACCAAAGAGAGCCAACAGAAAGUGAUAUUUUAACAAUAUUUUCUGCACUUGUCCUUCACGGUUCAGAUGGAUUAAAUGACGCGCGCAUUUAAGAAAGCGAAAGUAAAAGUGUUUAUUCAGGCGUGGCCUCUUAUGAAAGACUGUCGAGGUCGAGUAAACUAAUUUUAAUGAUAAAAUUAUGAUUUUAUUAUAGCUUUUUCUUUGAACAAAGUAUGGACAUUAAGUUUAUUCAUAUAUCGAUGCUUCUGAUGAUCGCUGAUGGCUUCACUGUGCACGGUCCCUCUGAUCCUCUGGUUGCUCCUCUGGGAUCUUCAGUGGUUUUGCCCUGUUAUGUUGAUGAACCUUUACCAGUGAACGAUCUGGAGGUGGAAUGGAGAAGAACAGACUCAGAGACUCCAGUUCAUUUGUUUCUGGAGGGUGAGAGUCGACCAGAAGCCCAGCAGCAGGAGUAUCAUGAUAGAGCUCAUUUCUUUACUGAUCAGAUUCAGCAUGGAAACUUCUCCCUCCGUCUGGACAAUCUGACAGCUGAAGAUGAGGGAGAAUACACAUGUAAAGUUCACAGUCAGCAGGAAUCUAGUGAAACUGUGGUUCAAAUAUAUUUUGAGCGUUUGCUAGUAUCAGGAUCAGAUGAGUCCAUAUCUGUGUCUGUGGGUGAGGACGUCACUCUGAGCUGCUCUGUAGACUCUCACAUCAAACCUGAACACAUUGAAGAGGUUUCAUGGAAGAAAACAAAUGAAGAUGAAGAUGUUCUGGUUCUGCUCUACGAAAACAAUGAAACUUUACCAGAUUCAUCAGAUGAGCAAUACAGAGACAGAGUUGAGUUCUUCACUGAUGAAAUCCCCAAAGGAAACUUCUCUCUCAGACUGAAGAGUGUCAGAACUGAGGAUAAAGGAGUUUACAUGUGUCAAGUGUUUGCUGGAGGACUUUCAGCCAAUGCAACUGUAGUACUGGAGCAACUGGGUUUCUCUGUUUCACACAUAAUGGUGUUGAUUCUCUGUGUUUCUGGAUCUGGAUCUGCACUUCUGCUCUGCUGUCUGAUCUACUGCAGAACACAAAAUGGUUUCACUGUGACAUAUUAUCAAGACACACUUGUUGAUCUGGGAUCUUCAGUGGUUUUGCGCUGUUAUAGUAUUAAACCUUUACAAGUGGAGGAUCUGAAGGUGGAAUGGAGAAGAACAGACACUAAAGCUCUGGUUCAUCUGUAUCAAGAUGGAGAGAGUCGACAGCAGCAGGAUUAUCAUGAUAGAGCUCAUUUCUUUACUGAUCAGAUUCAACAUGGAAACUUCUCCCUCCGUCUGGACAAACUGAGAGCUGAAGAUAAAGGAGAAUACACAUGUAAAGUUUACAGUCAGCAGGAUUGUGUGUUUUCAACUCAGAUUACUCUGGAGGAUUCUUUUCUCUCUUCGUAUUUCUAUGUGAAAGUUUCCUCUGCGCCUCUGGUUUUUCCUCCAAGAUCUUCAGUGGUUUUGCCCUGUUAUUGUGAUAAACGUUUACCAUCAAAUGAUCUGGAGGUGGAAUGGAGAAGAACAGACUCAGACACAGACUCAGAUACAGACUCAGACUCAGAGACACUGGUUCAUCUGUAUCAAGAUGGAGAGAGUCAACCAGAAAAACAACAUAAGGAUUAUCAUGAUAGAGCUCAUUUCUUUACUGAUCAGAUUCAACAUGGAAACUUCUCCCUCCGUCUGGACAAACUGAGAGCUGAAGAUGAGGGAGAAUACACAUGUAAUGUUUACAGUCAGGAAAAUUGUGUGUUUUCAACUGAAAUUUAUUUGGAACCGAAACUACUUGAUUCAUUCCUCCAUCUUCAUCUGUCUCUAGCCGUCUGUCCAAAUAUGAUCAUGUUUUUUGCUUUUGUCUUCUGGGGUGUUUCUGAAGGAUCUGUGAAUGAGACGGUCUGUUGUUGUGCUCUUUAUUUUCUGAGACCUCUCCUGAUACUCUGGGCGGCUCCAUAUAUUAAUAAGUUUACAGGCAAGAUUAAAACAUGGAUUCUGGAAUACAGUUAUGUUGCAGAAUAUGUUGUUCUCUCAGUUGUUGCUUAUUCAGCUCUUUUUUCGACUGCUUGGCAAAAACUUCUGAAUUUUGCUGUAUUUGACAGAGUCGUGAUUAUAGUCCUGUUUUCAGUCGUGUUUCUGUGCUGCUUCUGCAAAAUCAUUUACCUUUUAGUCACAGAGAUCGUAAAGAAAAAAGGACGGAUAAUUGAAAUAUUUGACCUCGUGGCUGAUAUGAUCUCUGAUAUUCUGCCUACUUUACAAUUCAUCCUCCUGUUUUACACGUUUGGAUCUGCUGGAGCAGGAUUCAUCAUCAUUGUCAUUUUACCAGUGUUUCUGAUGAUGACGAAUGACAGAUGGUUUUAUAGAUGCAGAGUGAGACUCGGCUGUUCAGAUUCAGUCAUAAGAACAGUGAUGAUGAUCUUCACAUUAGUGAUGAAUGCAGUGAUGAUCGGUUUUUACAUCAUGACACUCGAGAAAACUACAGAUCCCAUCGGAUGGGGCUGUGUGCUGGUGUUCCUGCAGAUUCUCUGGACAGUUAUAAAGUUCACAGAUCCAUAUUAUUAUUUCUCUUUAUCUCAAGGGAACUCAACUCUGCGUUGCCACGCUUUGGGGAACGUCACACGUGACUGGGUGUCUGAAAAACCAACUAUCCAACAACGCCAAUGCUCAUUGGCCGGCGACAGCCUAUGACGUCAUAGGGGCGCGACCCGGAUGUAUAAAAGCGCGCCCGCGGGAGCAGUCAUUAUCUUUUCGUCUUUCAGGGACUGCCUGUGUCUUGCCACUGUCCGAUUUCUCUAAUUCAAAACUGUGAGUAUCUAGAACUAUGUCUGAGGGCAAAGGUUUUAGGAAGUGUGCGGAUCCUUGUCCGAGGUUUCUGACCCCGGAGGAUCCUCAUACCCUAUGUGUGUUAUGUCUGGGAGAAGAGCACGCACGGUCGGCGUUUGAGAACACUGGCUGUGAGCUGUGUGAGCGUUUUCCCAUGAGAACGCUCCGUUCCCGCCUGACGCUCUUCUCGAGGGGAGAGACGUCUACACCUGUGCCCGGUGGAUCUGGUCCUGCUCGUGCUGAGGCCGAGCGGCGGCUGCAUUCAUGGGGGUCACAGGUGGAGCUCGCCGCUAAGUUUGAGAGAGGUGUCACGGUCUCUCAACCUCAAGCGGCGGCUGGCGGGGAUGAGCUGCUGGAUGACGAUGAUGCCAUCUCCUUGACAUCAUCGGAUCCAGGAGCGAUUGCUCUUCUGGCUGAGAGCCCCCGAGAGCAGGAGAUGGCGUUGGAAGAGGAAGAAGUGACUGAGGUUGCUUCUUUCCCUUCCAAGCCUCCCUGUCCAGCAUAUGUGGAAUUAUUGGAGGUUGUGGAACGCGCUGCAGGCAGGCUGCAGCUGCCGUGGCAGCGCGUCAGGAAAGAGCCCGUUCGUGGCAGAUUGGACGAACGUUUUCUAUCUGACCACAACCCUAUAAUUCCUGCGAGCCUUCCAUUCCUUCCCGACCUACAUGUUGAGGUGGGGAAGGCAUGGAAGAACCCAUACUCGGCCAGGAUUCAUUUGCAUCAGCGGGGGAAUUUCGCUGAUGUGGAGGAAUUGGGCCAGCAUGGGUAUGUGUCGAUGCCCCCCAUUGACGAGACGUUU